Molecule: messenger RNA, 2067 nt
Organism: Zingiber officinale
Lineage: Eukaryota; Viridiplantae; Streptophyta; Magnoliopsida; Zingiberales; Zingiberaceae
Product: transcription factor bHLH48-like
Exons: 6
Coding region: 441-1688 (415 amino acids)
Biological process (GO): regulation of DNA-templated transcription
Cellular component (GO): nucleus
Molecular function (GO): protein dimerization activity; DNA-binding transcription factor activity
Source: RefSeq, a predicted model, not a curated record
UACUUGUAGGUAGAGGAUCUCAUUUGGGUCACCGACGGUGACCCGACUCGCGCACCUCCUUUUCCAUAAGGGUUGUGUAUUCGUACAGUCACAACCCGUUGCUUUCAAAGCAGGUCGGUUUCCAUUCCGUUAUACGCGCCACGAAAAAUGAAAUUACUCGGACAAUAUUACAAAGAAAUCGAGCUCCUCGACGACGGCCAUGGUGGAGUUGUCUAUAUAACUCUGCUCAUGCCUACUUCACUGCUUCCAGACUUCGAGCCCAUUUGACGUGCUUCCAUUCGAGAUAGUUCAAUCGGUCGCUUCCUCGAGUCGCUCUAGGGCUCGAUCGAGAGAACGCUGCGCGAAUCGGGAUCGAUCCGUUCGAUUUAGGGGUUUCCAGUGGCGUUCUUCGGCAGGAACUGGCAAUUGUGCUGCGAUCGAGGCGAUUGGCUUAGGUUUUGAUGGAAUCGGCUGAGGCCCCGCAGAUCUCGGGCGUCAGAUCGGGGAGUUCCGGCACCUGCGCGGCGGAGAUCGCGGAGUCCCUCCGUUUCGAGGAGGAGAUCCAGAGUCUGAUCGUCCACCCUAACUUCGAGGCUUCUAAUGGGAGCUCCUUCACCGCGCUUCUUGGCCUCUCCGGCAACCAGGCCGCGGAGCUCCUCCACGAGCACGGCCUCACUGCGGCGGCCUCCUCCCCUGCUGGCGCCGCCGAGAUGUGGCGACUCCGCCUUGGAGGCGACCGCGCGGCGGGGGAGCUCCGCCUUCCGCUCGGUUGCUCCCCCACCUUCCCCUCCGACGCUGCCAUCGUCGAGAGCGCGGCGAGGUUUUCUGUCUUCGCAUCCGAGGAGUCCCCCACUUCGAGCUCCGGAGGAGGCAUCUCGCCGAGGCUGAAGGUGGAACAGCUGGACCCCGAUUCGCCCCCUUCCGUCCCCGUUCUCCCCUCGCCGAAGACGAAGAGAUCACCGGCGAAGAGGAAAGGGACGUGCGAGAAAAGCAAGGCGAGGGGAACAGCAAAAAAAAUCAAGAGGACCGAAGAGAAAAAAGACCCAACCAAGGCCACGGCGACGGAGGAAGACACCGCCGACGAGAAGCUCCCCUACGUUCACGUCCGCGCUCGCCGAGGACAAGCAACCGAUAGCCACAGCUUAGCAGAGCGGGCUCGAAGGGAGAAAAUAAAUGCGCGGAUGAAGCUUCUGCAGGAGCUGGUCCCCGGCUGCAGCAAGAUAACAGGUACAGCUUUAGUUCUUGAUGAAAUCAUCAACCACGUACAGUCUCUGCAAAGGCAAGUUGAGUUCCUGUCGAUGAGACUUGCGGCAGUCAACCCGUGCAUCGAUCUUAGCUUCCUGGACCACAUUUUAUCGACGCAGUGCGAACCUGGCGCUGGUGCUGCUAACGGAAGAGAAGCGUUGGCCUGGAAUCCUGCUCCGUGGUCACCGGAUUCCGCUAUUGCAGGCGAAGACGUACGACGACUACUACUGCCGCGGCAGUACCAGGUCUGGCACCUCGACCUCCUCGGCCCCCAACAAUCAUCCAUGGCGUGGGAGAGGGAUGCAACGCCGCAUCACAAUGCCCUUCCCUUCCCCGGGACAGGAACCGGGACCUCCCUCUUUGGCUAUGAUAGCACCAAUUCAGGUAAUCUCUCCUCCGAUUCUGUUGCAUUAAACUCUGAAUUAACUAAUCCAAUUGCCAAACGGCUCCUAGAGUUUUAUUAAGAUAUAUAUUUAACAGACAGGUGACAUUUUGGCAUCGUGAUGAUAAAGUAUUGAGGGGUUUUAAUAUUAAUAAAACUUUGGGGGUAGAGUGUAGCUGUGCAGAGAGCUAGCUAAUUUUUUUUUCUUUCUCAAACUUAAAUGCGCACCUUUUUUCCAAUGAUUUUUUUCCCCCUUUGCUACGAGAUCCGUUUCUUGGGGAUCGGAAAUGCUUACUGCCGUAUGGCAUCGCAGAGGACCCAGCGCUAUAAAUAAUUGCUUCAGGCAACGAGGGACCUCCUGCAAUGCGCCACAGCUGCUUAUUCCAAUCUGGUCCCAUUGGUCCCCUCACCAUGUAGAUUUCCUCUACAAGUCUCUGUCUCUUCUUCUGACGGCCUUCUGC